This is a messenger RNA of Penicilliopsis zonata CBS 506.65, 1143 nucleotides long. RefSeq lists its product as hypothetical. NCBI's taxonomy places the organism in Eukaryota, Fungi, Ascomycota, Eurotiomycetes, Eurotiales, Aspergillaceae. Bases 72 to 722 code for a protein of 216 amino acids. The record is from RefSeq and is a predicted model, not a curated record. The transcript has 3 exons.
GAGAGUUGGUGAUAAUAAUUCCUCUACAGUUAAUUUCGACGGAUUCGGUCCCAAAAACCAUCGAUCUAGUCAUGGCCACACAACUAGGCUUAAGGAGAUUUUCAAUUUGUCCACUAUCAUCAGGAUGGUGCCGCCCACAGCAUAUGAACCGACAAUGUCGCCGUAUCAGCCCAUUAACGCAACAGCUCCGUCUCCAGUCCACUUCUGAUUCUCUUCCGCGCCUUGCUCAGGCUUCGGUAUGGUCGAUGAUUAUUCCCAAGUUUAUUCGAAAUCGAUGGUCCGCACGCAAAUCCCCUGGUGUUGCAAAAAAGAACAAGGAAUGGAACCCCGCCAGUUUCUACAUCGUCAUCUUCAUUUUGAUCGGCUCGCAGGCCAUUCGGAUGAUCGGGUUGAAGAACGAUUACGCCGGGUACACGCGCAGUACGGAUGCGAAGAUCCGGCUUCUCAAAGAAGUCAUCGAGAAGAUCCAGCGGGGGGAGAAGGUGGACGUGGAGAAAAUGCUAGGAACGGGCGAUGAAGCAAAGGAAAGAGAAUGGGGAGAAGUGCUGCGAGAGAUUGAGGAAGAAGAUUCGUUAUGGCACCAGAAAGCCUCCCAAGCCGACCACAAAGACCAACCUCCUUCCCCGGCACCCACAGAAUCGCCAGAUACCUCCAAGUCAAGUACAGUCGAUGAUGAACCCCCAAAAGCCAAGCGCCCACUGAGAAAGGCCGGCUUCUUUUGAUACCUCAAGCCACGCCUCAAUGCAGAACGCUCCUUCGAGUCAAAUCUCAUCUUAAAGAUCUUUCUUUACAUGAAACGUUCGUUGUAUAACAAAGAAUCAACCCAAGCCUCAAGCUUUCAAUUUCUGAAUCAGCAUACUAUACGGCAGAAGAUCUCUUAUCUGCAGGCUCACCCGUUUCAGCCAUAUUUCUGUUAUCUCACCACGUGCAUAUAACUAUCUAUACAGUCCUACAUAGCUACUCCAUACUUGAUACCCGUAUAUCCAAUUCCACAGAUUUUGCAUACUAUUGUCAUCGAUCCAAGCAAUACUAGGUAGUGUCCAGGUCAUUUUAGGGGUCGGUCUGUAUGAAAUAUUAAUUUAUAUCUAAUCCAACGACUAUCCAUCCAUAUCUUCACCCAUCUUUUUUGGAGAAUAUAUUUUG